AUGUCAUUAUUAACAGCAUUAGGUUUAAACACUAGAGUUCCAUACCAUUUCUUAUUUUAUUCAUUAAGUUUUGGAGGUUCAGCUUUUUACUCAUACAUUGUAUCACCAUUGAUUUUUAAAAAUUUAACAAGAGAAGAAUUUAGUAAAGUUCAAUCAAAAGUAUUUCCAACUUAUUUUAAAUUUCAAAUUUUAUCACCAUUCAUUUUAGGUUUACUUACACCAUUUGCUUAUUGUCCAUUUUCAGUAGGAACAUUAGCUAUAAGUUCAAUUACAGGAAUGUUAAAUUUAUUCUUUUUUGAACCUAAAUGUCAUGCUAUUAAAGAAGAAAGAAUUAAAUUAGUUGCUAUCAAGAAGGAUAAAAAAGACAACGGAAUCGAACCAUCCGAUGCUAUGGCUGCUUUAAAUUCUCAAUUUGGUAGAUGGCAUGGAUUAAGUACCUUAAUUAAUACUUUAUCUAUUGUCUCUUUGGGUGCUUAUGGUUUAUUUCUCGCUAAAUUUUUGACCUUUAUUAGAUAUUAA
Lodderomyces pseudojiufengensis is the source of this 519-nucleotide messenger RNA. RefSeq lists its product as uncharacterized. Lineage: Eukaryota; Fungi; Ascomycota; Pichiomycetes; Serinales; Debaryomycetaceae. The transcript has a single exon. Bases 1 to 519 code for a protein of 172 amino acids. The record is from RefSeq and is a predicted model, not a curated record.